AUGUGUCACAGAGGCCGUCGCUCGCUGUGGACGACGUCGACUGCGAGUCAAUCCCCCUUUGUUACCCCUCAGCUCAUCGUUGCUUUCGGCGACGCAAAUGCAAUUAUGCGGAGUCUUCCAUUUCCAGUAGCUGCCACCUUCGACCAUGAAGUACCAAGUGAACAUGGAACACCGUUCAGCCCUGCUAGUGAUAUUCCUAUUGAUCCUGCACUCGCCGGGCCACUACCCAUUGACCCAGCUAUCAUGGGCAACGGAGCCGUUCAGUUAAAUGUUUCGCAACAGGGUCCACCCGUGCACAUUCCAGAGGAUUUCAUUCCACCUCACCCUCGACACUACUCUCAGGAGCCUUCACAAUAUGACCAAGGUCCCCGUGGCGAUCCAUUUGCGCCCCAACCUGCGCCUUAUCUACAUAUUCAAGAAGAAGUCGUUCCGCCACCCAUCAAGCCACCAAAGAGAAAGCGAAAACCCCGGCGAGAACCUGAGUGUGGGUUCUGUCAGGGGGAUGACAAGAGGAACAAGGAGGCUGAACCCGAGGUCAUGGUCACUUGUGUAGAAUGCGGUCGCAGUGGUCAUCCGAGCUGCUUGCAACUUGGUGCUAUAGCAGACACCAUUCGUUCAUAUCCUUGGAAGUGCACCGAAUGUAAAACUUGCGAAAUUUGUCAAGAAAAAGGCGAUGAUGAGAGAAUACUACUGUGCGACUUUUGUGAUCGAGGGUGGCAUAUGGAUUGUAUGCAGCCUCCCCUGGAAGAAACGCCUCCCGGAACAUGGCACUGCCCAAUAUGCCCCCCAUCCCUCUUUCCUUUGGAAUCCGACGUUGCAUCCACCACAAAUUCCGAUCCCCAAGAUAGAGACGAGGCAACUGCCGAGCCUGAAGUGGAUGUUGAAGUUGACGAUGGUGAUGACGAUUCGUCUGAAGACUCUUCGGACUCUGAAUCUGCAUCCGAUGAUACCAAUACUGUGCAAGCACCGACACCACGCCAGCGACCCAGCCAGCGAAUAAAGAAGCCGCCAAAGCGCAGAAUUGAACAGCCAACCCCACGGCCUCUCAAACGCAUCCGCCUGCGCUCGCCUGCGGCACACCCGCUCGUCGUACGUCUGCGAAUCCCUCCAAAGGGUAAGGGCAAAGAGCGAGAAGAAGACCCUGACAGAAAUAUCUUCGAGGACUUCCUCAACCCUGCUGAUAGGGACAUGUCAAAAACAGGGAUCACAGACUUUGACAGAGCACGAUUUGAUAAAAGUUGUCUGGCGGCUGAGGAAAAACUUGCACCACCUCAAUCAGCACCAUCAGUUGACACACCUGAUCCCCCAAUAGCUGGUCCUUCGUCUCGUCCCCUACGGUCUCACGCUCUCCAACACAUAACAAUACCUUCCUCAAUACCAGCUCGCUCGCCAGUGCCUUCCACACCUGGUGCGAUUCCGCACACACCUUCCACCAUCCCUGCUACCCCGUCAGGUGUCCCAACGCCUCCCUCCACGUUACGCAUCCGGAUCAUCCGCUUCGGGAAGUAUGAUAUCCACCCGUGGUACGAUGCCCCCUUUCCGGAAGAGUUCUCAAAUAUCCCGGAUGGACGAUUGUGGUUCUGUGAAUUUUGCCUCAAAUAUAUGAGAAGUGGCUUUGCUUUUGGUAGACAUAGCAUGAAAUGCAAAACACGACAUCCACCAGGCGACGAGAUUUAUCGCGAUGGUGCCAUGUCUAUUUUCGAAGUAGACGGACGCAAGAACAAGAUAUACUGCCAGAAUCUUUGCUUGUUGUCAAAGAUGUUCCUAGAUCACAAGUCACUCUUCUAUGACGUCGAACCAUUUUUGUUCUACGUUAUUACAGAAACUGACGAUAUGGGUGCGCGUUUUGUUGGGUACUUCAGUAAAGAGAAAUGUUCUCCGAAGGACUACAACGUCAGUUGUAUCAUGGCGUUACCUGUGAGGCAGAGACAAGGAUGGGGAAAUUUCUUGAUCGAUUUCAGUUAUCUUCUUUCCAAGAAGGAACAACGCGCGGGAUCACCCGAGAAGCCACUCUCAGGGCUUGGUCAACUGGGGUACAAGAACUAUUGGACCCUCGCACUCAUGCGAUACCUUCAUACAUCACCGGAAAACCCAACCCUUGAAGCUAUCAGCAAGGGCACGUCUAUGACUAUCGAAGAUAUUUAUAAUACCCUUCACGACCAGGGAAUGAUCUCUGUGCAAUCUGUUACACCGCCUAUGAGACCUACACCAGGGCAAGCUAUCAAGUUCCCACGAGGGCGCAAGAACGGCAUUGCGCGGCGUCACCUUCAGCGGCAGAGCACGCUAAACAAGGAGGAGGAGGCCGGAAGUAAGGCCAACACACCUUUUGUUCCCCCUACGCGGUACCAGAUUACCUGGGAUCCUGAGAAGGUGCAACACUACCUUGGGGCGUGGGAGAAGAAGGGAUACAUGAAGCUGAAACCGGAACGGUUGAAAUGGACGCCGUUUGUGCUGGCACGGACAAAAGCUGGCGGGGAAGUUUUGCAAGCGGAGCUGGGUGCCGGCAUGGGUGCUUUAAACGGCGUUGCGGAAACACCAAUCCCAGUCACUGAUCAGGUGGACAAUCAGACGCCGGCCCCUGGUUCUGCCGAACCCUCCAUCAGCGUAUCUGAGGCAGCGCCUACAGACACUCAUCAUGUCGUAGACACUCCUGCAGCGCGUCUGUUUGAUGACCUCAUAGCCGAAAACCCUGAAACUCCUGUGACAAAGAAGCAAUUGCGGAGUCGCGUUAAAGGAGGCGAAGUGCCUCGGUCCGUCUUCUCGCGAACGCAGUCGAGUCGUAACACGAUCACGCGCACUGCCCUCCAACGACACACACGUUCUGUAUCGGCUCGCCCUAUUACUGACAUCGACGGUGCGGUCAACAAUGCUGCCCCUCAAACUGAUGAGCUGGCAGAACAAUCGAGUCCUGAUAUUCCAGCCAAACGGCGACGAGGACGGGCACGGAUAAAGCCACCGGAUGAUGCGUUAUCAGCGGUAUCUGAGUCUGGGAGGAUGACUGUUUCACCGUCACCAUCAAGACCCCUGACUCGAGUCAAACGCAGGAGGAUAGAAUCGCCUGUGUCAGAAACCCCUUCAGAGCGUGUGGAAGGCCGUGCUGAGCUGCCUGAUGGUCCUACUCACUCUAACGGUCACAUCAACCCCGUCAGUGAGGUCGGUCAGGAGGAAGAUGUCUCUCAUCAUUCAUCCGGAUCAUCUGGUUCCGUCAAUAAUGGCGCUCAAUCUCCUCGAGUGGAGACGACCUCGUCUAUGUCAGAACUAGAUACACGAUCCUCACUUGCUCAGUCGCAACCACCGGAUCCCGAGAUUAAGUCGGAGGAAGCGGAUACGCCUCUCACCGGCAUAACCAGUCGACACAGCGUACCAAGCGACGACACCUUGUUCGUUGUGGAGACUGCAAACGGGGUAGGGAGCAAGGACUCUGGAGGCUCUGAUAUUAUCGGAGCCGUGCACUCACCCACUUCUCAAACUACCUGGAGGGAAAGUGCUGGUCAAGACUCAGUGCCCAUUUGUUCCGCUCCAACACUAUCCAACGAUCUCGAUCAAUAUUCUGAUCUGGACGCGGAGGGCGAACUGGUACAUGGUGAUUUGUUGUAUGACCGGUUUUGUUUGGCGGCGACUUUAGAACCAAACAGCCCGCCUUUUCUCAAGCCGAGCCACAACACACGUACGAGCGGCUCACGCUGGUUCAUUGUGGUUCACAGCCUGGCCUAUGGAAUAUGGAAACCAACAAACUCCACACCCCUUCCACUUGCGGUCACCGAUGUGCAAGAUGUCAAUAACAAUGCUUGUACCUGCAGCAGCGACCCAAGCAUGGCUUUUGGCCAUCUUCAACGAGACCCAAAUCUGCAGACUAAUGUCAGCAAUGUCUCGAGUUUGAAUCAAGCGCUGGGGUCGCAUCUUAACCCUACCAUUAAUGGGCGUCCCCAAUUCCAUGACGGCGGAGCAUAUAGGCUUUCUGAUUCACCGCCGACCAUUUUGGAUCAAGCUUCACGAUCUACCCAACCGAUAGGUGGUCCCUCUCAUUCUUCACCCAAUCACGAGUUUUCGGUACUCCCAACCAACGAAACUCAAACUACCAGUGGGCCCAAGCGUAAGCAGACUGACGGUUUGGUUCCCAGUGGUAGUUCACAAUCAGGCAAAAGACGGAGAGAAGGGGAGGACAUAAAUGACCCCUUUGACACCGAUGGUGCGCACGGUUCUAAACACUGGACUGACGACGAGAAGACAAAAUUGUUUAACUGGCUCAUGGGUGUUGGGGAAGACAACCACUGGAAUGCACUUCGGGCUACAAAGAACUCGUGUCUUCGCGAGUGUGCCAUUGAGGUAUUUGGUGGCAAGAAGACUUAUCAGGCGCUAAAGGGCUGUUAUGAACGAAAUUUCAAUUUAUUUAAACAGAUCUAUGCAUUCGAAAGUUUUCACGCGCAAUUGGGGAAUGGUCCUGUCAGCUUUACGAAUGAAGCAGACAGAUUGCGAGAAUAUGAACGGCGCUUACAAAUUGCUCGCAAAGGCGGUUGCGACGUCGGCAAUGUGGGUGUCAAGACGAUUGACCAUUGGCAUAGGUCAGGCUGGUAUACUUUGUUCCACAGAAGAUGGAAUGGUGAUCCUGCCACUACUAGUACACGACCCGCAAACCGCCAAAAUAACGUCCCAGGGACGACCAAUUCCCACGGCGGCGAAGAUGACGAUGACGAUUCAUUAGAAGCAACGGAACCAAUUCCAAUUCUUCAACCUCAGAUUCAACCUCAAAGCGCACCAUCUCAUCCUCAACCUCAAGUUCAACAAGUUCAUUCACAAGCGCGCCCUCCUACCUUCGUUUUCACAUCACAACCCUCCAUUGCAAAUAAGACUAAUACCAACGAGCUUCCGAUACAGGAAGCAGGACCAUCAAGUACCCCAAGUCGAGCCGUCUUCCCCAACGUACCGUCGCCAAGCAGUGAUACGUCUGUUAUCAAUUUUACUUUACCACAAAACAUGAUGGCUGCAUGCUUGCAGCUUUUGCAAGCGCAGGUUCAACACAGCAAACUCAAGCUAGAGUAUCUUAGGAGACGGGAGGAAAGGGAAGAAAGAGACAGUACUGCUCGCAAAGAUGCCGAGCGUGCAAGACUGGAAAGAGAAGCCGCCGAGUGGGAGCACACAAAAGAGACAGCUAAUGUCAAGCACAGAGCCCAACUUGCAACAGAUGUAUUGGCGAAUCCGGUGGUAGACGGAUCUGUGCGCCAGGCUGCGGCCGAUUAUCUUAAAAGACUAUUUGCUUCGGACUGA
Suillus discolor is the source of this 5265-nucleotide messenger RNA. RefSeq lists its product as uncharacterized. The transcript has 14 exons. Gene Ontology annotation, molecular function: histone acetyltransferase activity. Lineage: Eukaryota; Fungi; Basidiomycota; Agaricomycetes; Boletales; Suillaceae. Gene Ontology annotation, biological process: regulation of DNA-templated transcription. Bases 1 to 5265 code for a protein of 1754 amino acids. The record is from RefSeq and is a predicted model, not a curated record.